AUGCUGUAUUUUAUGAUGACAGAUGAGCGUAAUGGGAUACCUAUUGGUCCAAAGGCUGCUUCAGAAUGGUUGUCUGUUUAUCCAAAAGGAAUUCACGAACUGUUGCUCUAUAUUAAAACAAAGUAUAACAAUCCUUUGAUCUACAUCACUGAAAAUGGAAUAGAUGAGUUCGAUGAUCCAACACUCUCACUUCAGGAAGCCCUUGCAGAUACACCCAGAAUUGAUUACUAUUAUGAUCAUCUUUAUUUUCUUCAAACUGCAAUUAAGGAAGGCGCAAAUGUAAAAGGAUAUUUUGCAUGGUCGUUACUUGACAAUUUCGAAUGGACUUUUGGCUACACUUUGAGAUUCGGAAUUAACUUUAUAGAUUACAAUGAUGGACUCAAAAGAUAUCCAAAACUCUCGGCCAUGUGGUUUAAGAAUUUCCUACAACACAAUAUUGUUACAUCUGUAGAUUCAUGUUAA
Messenger RNA from Sphenostylis stenocarpa, 462 nucleotides. Lineage: Eukaryota; Viridiplantae; Streptophyta; Magnoliopsida; Fabales; Fabaceae. The record is from the annotation of a GenBank genome assembly.